AUGUUAGUUCAAUCAUACUCAACAAGUUUUAUAAUUUUAUUAUCUUUGAUUAAUACUUGUUUGAGUGCAAAUUUAGGUGGAUUAGAUACUGGAAGUGGUGUAAAUCAAGCUGCAGCUGCUCAAGAUUCAGAAAUUACAGAAAAGACACAAGCUACAGAAACAAAUACUCAACAAAGUGUGAUAAAUAGUAAUACUCAAACUAAUACUCUACCAACUACAGCAAAUACAAAUACAAAUACAAAUACAAAUACAAAUACAAAUACAAAUACAAACACAAACACAAACACAAAUACUCAACAAUCAACAACACAAUGGUGGACACCACCAAGUUCUCAAAAUGCACCAACAACAGAAUCACAACAAACAUCUAUACAAUCUACAAACAAUGAGCAAACAACAACUUCAGCAACAGGUCAAUCAGUUAGUUAUAAUCAAUGGGGAUUUCAAGGAUCACAAUCAGUAUGGAUAGCUACCACAUUACAAAAUUCAAAUUCUGAAUCAAAUUCUGAAUCAAAUUCUGAUUCAAAUUCUGAUUCAUCAACAUCAAACAGUCAUAGUACAACACAUUCAAUCAGUAAUAACACAUCUAAUGGAAUAAGACAAUACACAAUACACGAUCAAAACAUGAAAUGGAAGAGUAUAACGCUCAUCUCAAGCGUUAUUGGUUUCAGUAUACUUAUAAAUAGUUUAUAGAAAAAAAUAAAUAUUUGAUGUUUCAAUGAAUAACAAGAAACAUCAUAAUAAUAUAAGUAUAGAUCCAUCUCAUCGCAAUAUGACUAUAGAUCCAUCGCAUCGGAUAUUAGCAUUAAAUCAAUUCAAACAAUUAAAUCAAAUUAAAAACAACGAAUUAUCAAUAAUCAAUGAAAUACCAAUCGUAGAUCAAAUAAUUCAAUCAUAUUCACAACAACUACAAAUCAAAAAUAAUCCAUAUUUGAUUAAUUUUAAAGAUUUCAUACCAUUAAUUAGACAAAUUUAUUCACGUAAAUCAAUUUUAUUUUCAAUUGAUAUUGAAGCAUUUGAAAGAAAUAAUAAUAUAAUCACAGAAAUAGGUAUAUCGAUUUAUGAUCCUCGAAAUCAACAGUUUGCAUUGAUUCCUUCCAUUACUAAUAUCCACAUUAGGAUAAAAGAACAUCUUCAUUUAUUUAAUGGUAGAUAUGUACCUGACCAUUCUUUAAAUUUUAAUGGUUCUGAAACUUUUAUUUUAUCAUUAUAUGAAAGUUCAAUAUUUGUACAAUGUUUAAUUGAUUAUUAUUUCAAUUUGGAUAUUAAUACGUUCUUGAUUGGACAUGAUUUCCACAACGAUAGAACCUGGUUGAAAACGAUAGGUGUUGAUUUUCCUGCUAAUGUGAAUAGUAUUGAUACGAAGAAUUUGAUAGCUAUUACUCAAGGUAGACUUGGCGGGUCAUUGCAUAAUAGUCUUGAUAUUGUUGAUAUUCCUCAUAGUUUUUUACAUAAUGCUGGUAAUGAUGCUUAUUAUACUUUAAUACUAGCUAUGAGUUUACUAGAUCCACAAAUUAGAAUAAGGUAUAAUUUAGAUAUUUGUAGAAAUAUUCCUAUAAAAUUGACAAAAGAAGAAAAAUUAAAAGCUAA
Messenger RNA from Insectozyma verbasci, 1590 nucleotides. Lineage: Eukaryota; Fungi; Ascomycota; Pichiomycetes; Serinales; Debaryomycetaceae. The record is from the annotation of a GenBank genome assembly.